Molecule: messenger RNA, 2780 nt
Organism: Rhododendron vialii
Lineage: Eukaryota; Viridiplantae; Streptophyta; Magnoliopsida; Ericales; Ericaceae
Exons: 11
Coding region: 12-2438 (808 amino acids)
Biological process (GO): response to oxidative stress; hydrogen peroxide catabolic process
Cellular component (GO): plasmodesma; plant-type cell wall
Molecular function (GO): nucleic acid binding; heme binding; peroxidase activity
Source: RefSeq, a predicted model, not a curated record
GAGAGAGAGAUAUGAAGUACUCCACAUUCAUGAACUUGUUCAUUGUUGUUAUAGUGGUGGUGCUAGGAAUUGUGGGAGAUUGUCAUGGAGAUGGGUUGAGGAAGAACUUUUACAAAAAGAGUUGUCCCUUAGCCGAGCAAAUUGUUCAGAACAUAACAUGGAAAAAUGUGGCUUCCAAUCCGUUUUUGCCUGCCAAGUUGCUAAGGCUGCAAUUCCAUGACUGUUUUGUCAGGGGUUGUGAGGCCUCAGUAUUGUUGGAUUCUACAGCAAAUAAUACAGCUGAGAAGGAUGCAUUUCCAAACCUUUCUCUGGGAGGAUUUGAUGUCAUUGAUGAAAUAAAGACCCAACUAGAGAUCAACUGUUCUAAUACUGUUUCUUGUGCCGAUAUAGUCGCUUUGGCUACUAGAGACGCAGUUUCCUUCCAAUAUAAUAAAAGCAUGUGGACGGUGAAAACGGGAAGAAGAGAUGGGACCGUUUCGCUUGCGUCGGAGGUCGACCUCCCUUCACCAUUCGACGAUUUCGCCGGCCUCAAGCAAGCUUUCGCCGACAAAGGUCUCUCAUCUAAAGAUCUCGUCGUGCUGUCAGGUGCACAUACCAUUGGAAUUGGAAAUUGCGAAUUUUUCAGCAACAGGCUAUACAAUUUUGACGGAACUAACGGUUCCGAUCCGUCUCUAAACUCAACCUAUGCAUCUUUUCUCAAGACCAAAUGCAGUGCUACGGACACCACAACCGUCGUACCAAUGGACCCGGGGAGCGGUCGAACCUUCGACAACCAUUACUACACCAUUCUGAAGCUGAACGAAGGUCUUUUCCAGUCCGAUGCCGCACUUCUCACCGACGGUCAUGCUAGUGAUAUUGUUGAUGAGAUGGGCACAACUACAAACGAGGAGUUUUUCAAAUAUUUCGGUCAUUCGAUUACCCGAAUGGGCGCAAUUGGUGUGCUGACGGGGGAUUCAGGAGAGAUAAGGCAGAAAUGCAGCAUGGUUGCAGGGGGCGGUCCUAUUCGAGAUGCAAAUGGGCAGUGGAUUGAUGGGUUUCAUCGUUCCUUGAGGCGUAUGCAUAGUAUGGAGGCAGAAUUGUGGGCUCUCAGAGAUGGGUUGCAUUUGGCUAGCAACAAGCAGCUAAUUCCGAUUUGCGUGGGAAUGGAUGCUUUGGCGGCUAUUCAACUACUUACGGAUCCGAACCAACCUCGUCACAGCCUGAGCAAUAUUAUUCAUGAUUGCAGAGGUACAAACCGUGCAACUGUGCGUACUGUCCUCGUUGACAAUUUUAGGGCCAAUAGUUGGGUAGGUGACGUUCAUCUACUUGUUGGAUGGGUGAACGGAAUUGCUCCUUUCCCACAAUCGCCGAGUCAGCCAGAGGGAAAGAAGAAGAUCAUGAUGCCAAAAAGUCCUGCUUUCUUGCUCCUUCUCCUUAUAGUACUAACCAGAGCUGUUAGAAUUCUUUGUGGUGGAGAUGAAUAUGAUCAUCAGCAGUUCUUCAAUGCCUAUGAUCAGGAUGAUCAUGGGUUGAGUAUCUAUGGAGACGGUGGUCAGCUGAAGAUGGGGUACUAUGAGCAGAGUUGCCCUUCAGUUGAAACUGUGGUGAGGAACAUCACAUGGAGCAAUGUUGCAGCUAAACCCUUCUUGGCAGCUAAGCUCUUAAGGCUUCAUUUCCAUGAUGCCUUUGUGAGGGGGAAUGAUGCAUCCGUAUUGCUGGACUCAACACCUACAAACAAAGCUGAGAAAGAUGCAUUCCCCAACCUGUCCUUAUCAGGAUAUGAUGUAAUUGAUGAGAUAAAGGCAGCACUUGAAGAAAAAUGCAAUGGAACUGUUUCUUGUGCUGAUAUUCUUGCCAUGGCAGCUAGGGAUGCAGUUUCUUUCCAAUUCCAAAGGCCAGUGUGGAAGGUUUUAACAGGGAGAAAAGACGGGAAAAUAUCACUUGCGACAGAUAUUGGACCCAAUAUACCAUCACCAGGAGCAAACUUCAGCACCCUCUUGGCUCAAUUUUCAAGCAAAGGUCUAAAUAUUGUAGAUCUUGUAGUCUUAUCAGGGGGACAUACCAUUGGAAUAGGGCAUUGCUCUUUGAUAUUCAAAAGACUGUACAAUUUCACCGGAAAAGGUGAUACAGACCCUUGUCUAAAUCAAGACUAUGCAAAAACCCUAAUGGGUCUCUGCCCAAAGAAUUCUCCUUCUUCUUCUGUGGAGAUGGACCCCUAUAGCUCACUCUCAUUUGACAGCCAUUACUUUACGAUUCUCAACCAGAAAAAGGGCCUGUUUCAAUCCGAUGCUGCAUUGCUCACCGAUCGAAGAUCAGCCCUGAUAUCGCAGCUCAUGCGGAUUCCCGGGGUUUUCUUCAGUCGAUUCGCCCGUUCGAUGAUGAAGAUGGGUGCCAUUGGAGUGCUUGGAGAUGGUAAUGGUAAUGGAGAGGUUAGGAGGAAUUGCAGAGUUGUUAAUUAACGUAUGUUGAUGAUCAGAGGGGCUUUCUAGUUUUACAUCAGUUUCCAACGCCAUCAAUAAAAUAAGAGAAUUGAUUUCUACACUCUCUCUUUUUAUAUCCACGCUUUCUUUUUUGUUUUUUUAGCAAAAAAAAAAAAAUACAUAAAAAAAGUGUGGUUAUCAAAAAAUAAAAUGUAGAAAUCAAUUCCAUUAAAUAAUUGUUCGCAGGUCUUCAUUCAAUGAUUAGUAUAUUUUUUGGGGGUUUUGGUGAGUGAUUUGUAUCUAUAUGUAAGAUGAUUAAUUCAUGUUUGUAAUUUGUUUGCGAUCUCAUGAAAUUUUAUCCUUUUUGCUGUUUCAAAGAAA